Molecule: messenger RNA, 1336 nt
Organism: Lagopus muta (rock ptarmigan)
Lineage: Eukaryota; Metazoa; Chordata; Aves; Galliformes; Phasianidae
Gene: IL17C
Product: interleukin 17C
Exons: 3
Coding region: 1-576 (191 amino acids)
Biological process (GO): inflammatory response
Cellular component (GO): extracellular region
Molecular function (GO): cytokine activity
Source: RefSeq, a predicted model, not a curated record
AUGGAUGUAUAUGGCUGGCUGGGAGCGCUGGCGCUGCUGAGCGCCGUGGUGCUGUGCUGCUGCCUGCGCCGUCCUGCCGUCCCCACGCAUCACCACCCCCACGUGCGCUGCUACGGCAUGGCAGAGCUGCGGGAUGGAGAGGCCCCUGCACACCUCCUGGGCCGCAGCCUGCGCUGGGAGCAGCACGUGCCGGUGCAGUUGGUGCCCCAGAUCGAGGCCGCCCAACGGCGACGGAGACGCAGAGAGCAUUCCUGCCCCACGCUGCAGCUCCGUGCAGGGCUGCACAGUGAGCCCCAUGAGAGAUCCAUCUCACCGUGGCGGGUACGCAUCGAUGAGGACGAGGACCGCUACCCCCGCAAGCUGGCCUUCGCCGAGUGCCUGUGCACCGGCUGCGUGGAUGUGAAGACAGGGAGGGAGACGACGGCGCUCAACUCGGUGCUCAUCCACCAGACCAUGAUGGUGCUGCGCCGCAAGCCCUGCCCGCGUCCCUCCAGCCCCGGCCUCAUCACCUUUGAGGUGGAUUACAUCCGUGUGCCAGUGGGCUGCACCUGCGUCCUGCCCCGCACCGGGCGCUGAGCCCGCUCCCUCGGAGCACCCCCGACCCCGUGACCGUGUCACCCUCCUCGUGCUUGUUUUAGAGCACUCGUUCCUCCCACCCCGUCCUCCUCCUCGACCCCAUCACCAUUUAUUUAUGAGUUAUUUAUGAUGCCCGCUGGGGGAUUUAUUUUUGUAACCCCGUAUUUAUUGCUCACCCUCCCCUAAGCCUCCCCAUAAGGCAGCAGCCCUGGGCUCAGCCUCAGCCCGUACCUGCAGCCCUCCCCGGGUGCUUCCCAGUUAUUUAUUCCCCCUCAGUGCUAUUUAUUGAGACCUCCGUGUGCUAUUUAACGCCGGCAGCGUGCAGCCUGAAAAUAAAAGCCUGACUCCCAAUGUGCCACGCUGGGAUAACUGGGAGGGCAAGGAGCAGAGGUGCACGGGUCCCCCAGUUGUGCCCCAUGGAUGCUGGAGGGGAGGUGCCAAAGAUGCAGGGAGGAAGGUGCUUUGGGUAACCCCCAAUGGAUGCUGGGGGGCAUCUGCCAUCCCCAAAGCACACCCAGGAGAAGGGGGAAGCAAUGGGGAGAACAGGAGGACAACCCCACACAAGCACCCCAUCACCACCCACUCCUUUCCCACAGCUCUGCCCUGGGCACUCACAUCCCAUGGGCUCAGCGCCACCUACAGGGGUUGUCCCACGUAUCUUCAGAGCACCCAUGGGUGCUGGGGGGGGAGUGAGGGGGUAAGGGGCUGGGUGUCACCUCUGGGGACCACGUGUCCUCAAGCCUUUCCCCACUCCAGGUUU